AUUGUAAGAUGCAGAGGGGUAUAAAAAGAGCAAUUAUACGUUCCGUUGCUCUCAAACGUAUGUUCGAUUCUGUCACGAAAGAAGCUGUCCUUUAAAACAAUAUCGAGAAAGUAUCAAUAGGGAUUCGAAAUGUAUCUCAAGAACCGAUUGAAUGUCAUUACCAUAAUAUUGCUCAUCUCUUUGAUUCUUUUGACUAAUCUUCACGAGACAGAAGGGCAAGUGAAUUUUUCGACAGGCUGGGGUAAAAGAAGUCAGAAUAUUCCAACUAGCAGUACGAAUAAUCCAAGGUGCUUAUCACAACAAGGCAGACCAUCCUUGGAACAAUUGCUCAAUCUAUAUAAUUUUAUUCAGAUUGAAGCACAAAAAAUCGUAGACCGUCAGAAGUUAAACAAAUGAGAUGAAAUUCAUUAGACCAACGGCAUCGUACUAGGAUCAUCGGAAAUUACAAGGAUUAGGAUUAUCAACGUUAUUUAAAUAAACUCUCCAAUGUAAAUUGUCGAAGAAACAAUUGAGAUUAA
Vespa crabro (European hornet) is the source of this 518-nucleotide messenger RNA. RefSeq names its product hypertrehalosaemic prohormone-like. The coding region runs from base 130 to 396 and encodes 88 amino acids. The record is from RefSeq and is a predicted model, not a curated record. The transcript is spliced from 3 exons. Lineage: Eukaryota; Metazoa; Arthropoda; Insecta; Hymenoptera; Vespidae. Gene Ontology annotation, molecular function: hormone activity. Gene Ontology annotation, cellular component: extracellular region.